AUGGACCAAAACGACAAUAGGCUGCGUCUGAACUUCCAGUUCGACCAGCAAUUCGAUUCCUCAAAUGCUCGAGUCUAUCCUACCACACCCUCGACCUUCCCCCAGCCAAUCUACGGUACUCAGGCACAAGACUACGGCGGGGGCAUGCUGUCACCGAACCCCAGUGCCGGUCCCGGCUACUUUGCGAAUGCGCCAUAUUCUCCACACCCGCAACAGCAGUACAAUCAGCAGCAGCAGUACCAGUAUCAGCAGCAGCAACAACAGCAACAACAGCAGAACCUCCAGUCGCCUCAGCCGGCCUAUCAGAUGAACUCUAGACCCUAUGCUGGCAAUAACCACCAAAUGGACGGUACGAGUCAGAUGGUGCAACAAUUUGCAAACCAGGACCUGAGCUCGAAUUCUCGCGGAGGGAUGAACCGUACGCCGUCCCCUGCUAAUGCGCAACGACCUCGAACGGCCGGGGAAUCCCGCCAGAACGCCAACUUUCAAUCACACCUUGCACCACCUAUGCCGAGAUCCGCGCCAAAGCCCGAGGAAGAAGAGCAACCAAACCCUCGCAAAUACUCCGAUAAUGUAAUUCGCCGUGGUACCGCUGCUAAGCAGUUAGUCAAUUCUUUCUUCCAGGAAAACAUCGAACGUGCUCGCGACCGAAACAGCCGUGCAAAGGAGCUCGAUGCAAUUCUACGCGACCCUAACAUUCCCGAGUCGCAGAAGGCAAAAGAUGCCAGCCUUUUGGCGCAGAAGGAAGCUCGUUUCCUACGGUUCUUGCGGACUCGAGAAACACCCCAGAAUUUCUCUACCAUCAAGGUCAUUGGAAAAGGCGCCUUUGGAGAGGUCAAGCUCGUGCAGCGUCGGACGGACGGCAAGAUCUAUGCCCUCAAGUCCCUCAUCAAAUCGGAAAUGUUCAAGAAAGAUCAGCUUGCUCAUGUUCGAGCGGAGCGUGACAUCCUGGCGGACUCCAAAGACAACCCGUGGCUGGUCAAGUUGCACGCCUCGUUCCAGGAUAACGCAUUCCUCUAUAUGCUUAUGGAGUUUCUGCCCGGAGGGGAUUUGAUGACGAUGUUGAUCAAAUACGAGAUCUUCUCCGAAGACAUCACACGCUUCUACAUGGCUGAGAUCGUAAUGGCGAUCGAAGCUGUACACAAAUUGGGCUUCUUGCAUCGUGAUAUCAAACCGGAUAACAUUCUUCUCGACCGAGGUGGUCACAUCAAGCUGACUGAUUUUGGCUUGUCGACCGGUGGCCGAAAACAACACGAGAACUCGUACUAUCAGGCAUUGAUGAGAGCAGGGGGCGCCGACAAAGCAGGAAAUAGGAACUCCAUGGCUUUGAACGAGCAGAUUAACCUGACUGUCAGCAAUCGUGGUCUUGUCAACACUUGGAGAAAAUCGAGACGCCAGAUGGCGUACUCUACUGUUGGUACUCCUGAUUACAUCGCACCGGAGAUCUUCCUCGGACAGGGGUACACUUACCUCUGUGAUUGGUGGUCAGUGGGCGCUAUCAUGUUCGAGUGUCUAGUCGGAUGGCCUCCGUUUUGUGCCGAAGACACCCACGACACUUACCGAAAAAUCGUCAACUGGCGAGAAUCUCUCUACUUUCCCGACGAGCUCACUCUCGGAAGGGAGUCUGAAGAUAUGAUUCGCAGCUUCCUCUGCGACGCGAAUGAUCGACUGGGCAAAGAGGGCGGUGCACAUGACGGUGCUUCUCAGAUCAAGCGUCAUCCUUUCUUCCGUGGGGUUGUCUGGGACAAGCUGCGGAGCAUUCGCGCCCCCUUCGAGCCCAAACUCUCCUCCAACAUCGAUGUUUCAUACUUCCCGAUUGAUGAGAUUCCUCAGGAGGACAACAGCGCAAUGCAUCGCGCCCACGCCAAGAACGUUGCCCCCGAGCAGGAUGCCGAGAUGAGUUUGCCCUUCAUUGGGUACACUUAUAAGGCAUUCAACGCUUUCCAGAACUCGUGA
Molecule: messenger RNA, 1956 nt
Organism: Cyphellophora europaea CBS 101466
Lineage: Eukaryota; Fungi; Ascomycota; Eurotiomycetes; Chaetothyriales; Cyphellophoraceae
Exons: 3
Coding region: 1-1956 (651 amino acids)
Biological process (GO): intracellular signal transduction; peptidyl-serine phosphorylation
Molecular function (GO): protein serine/threonine kinase activity; ATP binding
Source: RefSeq, a predicted model, not a curated record